AUGCAUUCAGUAACAAGUCAAGUGGGAACAACUGUUCAAAUUCAAACCACUAAUGGUUCUAUAUAUGAAGGAGUUUUUAGAACUUUCUCAAGUCAAUUUGAAGUUGUUCUUGAUCUUGUACACAAAGUUAAUGUUGAAAAAAAAGAUGUAAUCGAUGUAAAUACACUUGUGGAAAAAAUGAUAUUUAGACCCCAGGAUAUUGUAUUGAUGGAAGCACAUGAUGUGGAUAUUGAAUAUGCUACAAGAGGAAAUUUUCAAACAGAUGCUGCUAUCAGUAAGUUUAAUGGUCAAGUUUCAGAAAAAGAACUGGAACCAUGGGAUGGAGCUGGAUGUAAUGGCGAAGAGUUUGACUUAAAUAUCGAAACAGCAAAUGGAUGGGAUCCUAAUGAUAUGUUUAGGAAAAAUGAACAAGUAUAUGGUGUUCAAUCUAGUUUUGAUCAUUCUUUGGCUGGCUACACCUUGCCUUUAACUAAAUCAGAUUCUAAAGAUUAUAAGGAAGCUGAAGCAAAAGCAGCAAAAAUAGCCUCAGAAAUAGAAAAUAACCCAAGCUAUAUAGCUCGGUUAGAAAUGGAAAAUGGAGAUGAGGAAGAAAUGUUUGCAGCGGUUGUACGGAAUGAGGAUGAAGGCCAAGGAACCGCUGCUGAUAUUAGUGUAAAUUCUGAAGGAAAAUAUGUUCCCCCGGCAAAAAGAAAAGGCAACUCUGCUCAAGGGAAAUUAGUCAGAGCAACACCAACAAUAGCAGCAGCAUCAGCAGCAGCAGCAACAAUAAUAUUAAUAAUAAUAAUAAUAAUAAUAAAUCAGUCAGUAACAACGACUAUUAGCAGCAGUAGUACCUGCAAUUUAAGCAACAAUAAUAAUUUAAAUAGUAUCAGUAAUAGUAGUAAUAAUAGCAACAAUAGUAGUAGUACUAGUAGUGUCAUCAGCAGCAGCAGCAGCAAUAUUAAUAAUAGUAAUAGUAAUAAUUCUAGUAACAGUACUAUUAACAAUAAUGUUAAUAGUAACAAUAAUUGUAAUUCCAAUAAUUUAAAUAUAAAUUGCUGCAGCGGCAACAACAGUACCAGCAGUAGUCCUGCACCAGCAACAAAUACAACAAUCGCUGUUGUUGCAACGACAAGUAGCAACAGCAAUAAAAAUUUUAUUAGUUACCCCGCAUCUCCUUUUCCUCCACAUAUAAUGCCCCAUGGGCAAAUAAUUACUGCUCAUACCAUUGUGAAUCCUCCGCCACCCGCACACCUCCCUAUAAUGACAACUCAUCAAAGUGUUUUAGCUACUCCUUCGCACCCACACAUGCAUCCUCCACCUCAUCCCGGUUUAGUAAACCAAUCAUCUCCCCAACCUCCUCCUCCAAAUACAGCGAUGGCUCAACCACCCAUUCAUGUGCAACCCUCUAUUAUUUCACCAAAUCAGAGUCAAAAUAUUAUUCACAGUAUAAAUCCACCUAUACGGGAACCUGCAUUGACGCCUUCACAAGUUCAAAGUCACUUGCCUCAUGGAGUUCCGCAUCUUCAUCAACAAGGUCCCCAAAGCUACAGCCAAACGGCCAAAAUUAACGGAUUGGAGCCAAAGCCUCAAAGGCCGAAUAGCAUUCGGCCUCAGGGGCAACGAGCCUUUCAAGCAAGUGAUCCCAGAUAUAAUUUAGUUGAUGCUAGAACAGCUUCGGCUACUAGCCACCUUCCUCCUGCUCCUUUUCCGCAUUCACAACACGAAAUCAAAGGUUCGGAGCAGCAACCGCAAACGGCCCCACAAGUGCAACCACCAGUGCCGCACACUCAACAACAACAACAAGCUCCUCAGCCUCCGCAAAUUCAACCACCACAAUCAACUAGGAAACCUACAAGAAACAGAGAAGACCAAAUUGCCGAUUUGAAAAAAUUUGGAAAUGAUUUUAAAUUGUCAGAAAGGGAAAGCGAGAGUAGUGAAGAGUUAAAAAAUAAAUCUCCUCCCGUUGAUCCCUGGGGAAAAGGAAAAUCUCCACCUUCUGAUCAGAGUAAUAGCGGUCAAAUAGAUAAAGUUACAAACGCUCUGAAAAAAUCUACCUUAAAUCCAAACGCUAAAGAAUUUGUUUACAAUCCCAAUGCGAAACCGUUUACGCCGAGAUCACCUAGUACUCCUACACCAUCCAGGCCUCAUACACCUCAAACUCCUGGACCAGGAGGUUAUUCGGGGCCGACAGGUCCUUUACAGACUGUGAUGAUGCCAGCUGCUUAUGUUAUGAGUCAGCCUACGGCAUUUCCUCCGCAAACACAAACACAGAGAUUUCCUAGAAAAACAGCUGUCCAAAUGGCACAUAGGCCGGAUAUUGCUUCUCAAAUGCAAGUUGCUGCGGCUACAGGUCAACCUUUGUUAGCUCCAGCUCCAAUUCAUCAAUUUACAGUUCCAUAUAAUCCUCCUCAUCCUCAACCGUAUCAACAGAUGGUUAGAAUGGUCGCGGGGCAAACGAGUCAAAUGAUGUUUCAUCACGAAGGUACGCCACACGUUCAGUAUAUGAGUCCUCAAGGCCCCGGGCAACAUCCCGCGGCUGCUGGACAAUAUCCUCCACCUCCGCAGCAAGGAGCUCCUCCGCCACCGCAACCUCCUCAUUUUCCAGCUGCAAUGGUUUGCCCUGUGAUUCCUCCGCAAACGCAUAUGAUGCAACAGACUGUACAAUAUAUCCAUCAUCAACAUCCACAAGCUGUAGGAAAUCAGCAACCUCAUCACAUACAGGUUAUAUUGCCUCCUAGCCAAUGA
This is a messenger RNA of Pediculus humanus corporis (human body louse), 2727 nucleotides long. RefSeq lists its product as uncharacterized. Gene Ontology annotation, molecular function: RNA binding. Gene Ontology annotation, biological process: cytoplasmic stress granule assembly. NCBI's taxonomy places the organism in Eukaryota, Metazoa, Arthropoda, Insecta, Psocodea, Pediculidae. Gene Ontology annotation, cellular component: cytoplasmic stress granule. The coding region runs from base 1 to 2727 and encodes 908 amino acids. The record is from RefSeq and is a predicted model, not a curated record. The transcript has 13 exons.